Messenger RNA from Nicrophorus vespilloides, 1235 nucleotides. RefSeq lists its product as uncharacterized. The record is from RefSeq and is a predicted model, not a curated record. The coding region runs from base 225 to 1205 and encodes 326 amino acids. Gene Ontology annotation, molecular function: protein binding. Lineage: Eukaryota; Metazoa; Arthropoda; Insecta; Coleoptera; Silphidae. The transcript is spliced from 3 exons.
AAUAAAAGCUGUGGACCUAACCGCUUAUCUUCGACUUGUGUCAUUUUUCUACUAUCAUACAUCUUGUCAUCAAAUCCUAAUUGAUCGAAACAUAUCUGUAAUAAAAUAAGAAGAAUACUCUCCAUAUAUAUUUAAAAUAAGUUAUAUGUGUACUUUAAUAUAUUAGGUUAAUUAAGUGCUUAUGAUAGUGCAUAACAAACUUGUAAAUUUGUUUUAAUUUACAUAUGGGAAUUAUUGACGAUGAGUUAUCCGAAAUUAAGAAACUGUGUGAACAGAAAAUUAAAGGUUCACGGCUGGUCUCGUGUGUUCGGUACAUGGUUCGUGUUGAAAUAAAAUGUACAGCUUUCAAAACGAUUGUAUCAUGUAUGCAAUUUACAAAUAAUUAUCCAAAAACGCCAAUUUUGAUUGAGUUGAAGAGUAAAACUCUGUCUGAAAAAUUAUUAAUUGGUUUGACAAGUGUUUGUGAACAUGAAGCCAAGAAAAUUUUGGGUAAACCACAAAUUUUAACUAUAUUAAUAUUUCUUCGAAAUUUUCUUGAUGAGAAUCCGUUGUGUUGCUGCUAUGAUGAAAUAAAUGCCCUCAAAUCUCAACUCUCUGAUCCAAAUGAAGUAAUUAAAUUAAAACAAAGAACAUCACAAGUUGUUAUAAGAAUAACAAAUGGUAAUUAUUUUAAUAAUUUCAAGCUACAGGUUCCAGAUAAAUAUCCAGAUGAGACUGUUUUUAUUGAAAGUGUUGAGACAAAUUUUCCACCAGCAUUUUAUCGUCACAUGUUGCAUCAAGCUAAAGAAAUUGCAAGAAAGUGUGUAGAACCCCCUGCGAGGAAAAAAAGGAAUGAACCAAUAUUUAAAGCAAGUGCUUCUUUGCAAAAAGUAUCUGAAUUUCUAAUAGAUUGCAUUAAACGAUUGCCAUAUGAAAACUGUCAAUACUGCAAUGACAUUUGUUUCACCGUUGAUCCUAAGGACCUGGAAUUAAAUGAAAAUGGUCCAAAGCAUGUUGAGAGAAUAUACUGUAGUCAUUUGUAUCAUAUGCAAUGUUUGAUUAAAUACAUGAAAACACCACCUUUUGGCAAUAAACAAUGUCCCACCUGCAGAUCCCCAAUUUAUCACCAUAAAUGGACACUAAGUGAUAAACUUGCAGAAAAUCGAUGGGCUCAUGAACAGGCAAAAGAAAGAGAAUUAGCAGAGGUUGAAGAUUUCUUUAAUUGAUAUUUGAAUUUAAUAUUUGUUUUUUAAACA